AUGACAGCCGACACUGCGUCGCUCGUGCGCGCACUCGGAGAGCACGCGGUUUCGAUGCAUUACCAGUGCCGCAGUCGCGUACGCAGCAACGAAGAGAAGAAAGCUGUCUUGCGAUGGCUGCGUGGCCUGCGUCGCGAAGAACUGGCGUCUCUGUGCUGCGUCGAAGACGUGGGGUUUGUCAAGACGCUGCUGCACAUGGCAGCGCUGUCUCGAGGCGCCCAGUCGCAUGUACAAGAGUUCCAAGUGCUGCCACCGACAUCGAGUGCUACGGUGUCGACCCAAACGAAGCGCACUGCGACGACUGUGUUGCCAAGAACGGCUCCAAGGGACUUUGUCAAGCGACCCGUGCUGCAGACAGUAGAUGGCGAUGUGAUUGGAUGUUUUCGUACCCGAGAGUACGAGGAAUGCUGUGCAAAGGUGCUGAAAGGCCUGCGAGUGCUCAACGCGCUACAGUCUUGCGACACGGUGGCGCUUUCGAUGGAGUUUUUUCGCUGUCACGACACGAAGCGUGGCGCUUUUGCUCAUAGUGUCUUGCCUUUGUUCGAAGUGAUAUCGUGUGGUGGCUUUUUGAUGGCGUGUCCGUCUGUCGCGACGUUGAAACACCGAAUAUGGGGCGAAACAGAGUGGCUAAAGAAGCAGGGAUACUAUCCGCUACAAGCGCUGUUUGUCAAUCAAAUUGAGCUCAACAUUUGGGCGUCAUGGAAACAACACACGAAAGAUGAGACCUCAACGGUACCACUGCAAGGUCUCGCAGCGAAACUUUACUUGAUGGAAGAAUGGAGAAGUGCAAGUGUCAGCCAACGUAACGCGAUGUUACGAGUGCUGGGUUCGAAGAUGACGGAGCAUCUUCGCGACUUGAGGCAGUCGGUGCCUAUUCAAGCGAGCGGGGCAGAAAAAUAUCAAGCUGCGCGAUUUUCAUUGGAGUCUCUUAUGCGCAUACUGACCGUGCGUCAGCAGCCACUACUGCGAGCCGACGAGCGCGUGUCGGUGAGUAGCUGUUUUGCAUGUGCAUUUGAAGAUGCAGUAACUUCUCCACAAGCAGUAGUGAUAAAGCUGUUGCUAGCGGAGCAUCUACAAGAGCAGUGCUCGCUCUUGCUUUGUGAAAGGCUGUCGAACGAAGAGGAAGCGGCUGUUGCAACAAGCUUGUCAAUUGACGCCGUUACCAAUGGUGCCGGUGCGAAGGACGAAGGUGCUAAAGGCGUGGUCAAAGGUAGCAACCAUUCGCAACGAAGACGUGCAAGCCGAAAGAAAAUGCUCCGACUUCGUCGCCGGGAAUGUGAAACUCGCAUUGCUCAGCAGACGUAUUUUCGUAGCAUGCUGCGUGAGCUGUGCGAAUAUUUUCGCCAAAAGCAAGCAGAAGCUACCGCGUGCGUGGAUGAGGGAGUAUGCGAAGCAACGGACACUGCCAUCAACGAGGACCAGCUAGUAUCUGGUAGCUGCCUUCCCAAGAAUUCUGUUCGGUCCAGACAAAGACGAAAAAAGAAGAAAACGAAAGAGAAAGAGGCGAAUACAACGGAGCGUGGAGACGACAAUCAAUCUGUGACGAUCUCUCUUCGAAGCGCUGUCACGUUGUCGGCCACACCGCAACCGUGCCAAACGGGUGAUGAAAACGAUGCUGAUCAACACAGCGCUGCAGCCACGUGCUUGUACUCUGCACCAUCUGAGCAAGGUGAGCCGCUUGUUGAUAGCAACAGUGACGGCGAGAGUACGCCUGACGGCGGUCCGCGCUUGAAGUUUUCUCCCAGUCUUGGGUCAACUAGGCCAACGAUGUCGUCGGCCUCGUCUGCGAUGCCGACGUUUGGCGCACAGCCGCUUUGCCUGUCGUCGGCAAUGGCACCCUUCUUCCUUUCGCUGGCACCAAAAGACCAUCGUACUCAAUCAUCCCGGGCUCUUCGUCAAGUCAUUAGCGACGAGGAUGGCAGCAAUGGAGGGGAAACAUGUCUGGCUGGACCGGAAAGUGCUCCUCGCGAAGCACCCAUGACGUCUGAGGCGGCAGAUUUCGAGUGGUACAUGCCGUUCCAGACCUCCGCGCAACGAAGCAAUUUGACAAUGCCUGCUCUCGACUGGCAUUUUGAUCAUUGGCAAUUCAAGACUUCGGCUGCCGAAGAUGAUUUAGUUGCCAAAGUUACGAUGGCGUUGGAGCGGAUCAGUACGCUGGAAGAAAAGCUGGCUGAGAAAACGAAGGCCAUGGAUGAGCAAGCUAGCAGUGCGUCUUCUGAAAUCAACACGCUGAAUCGUGCUGUGGCAACACUGACAGCUCAGCUGCACAACAUCGAGAACGAUGUCCAGGAAUUGCAACUUCAGCGUUCUGUCCCAGGUACCACUGGUGAAAUGGACGACAUGUCCCAGGGCAAUGCAAGCUCUUGCAGCUCGCCGCCAGCUCCAUUUUCACCAACCCCAUCGUCGCUGAACUGUCAAGUCGAUAGCCCGUCUGCUGCUGCACCCACCUUUCCGGAAGCAUACCCUCCAACUCACUCGGUAUUGGGACCGUUCGUAUCGGUCCCUUUGUCCGUGCUUCCUCCACGCAGUAAACUCCACUGGGAUCUAUGCGAAUUUGCAGCACAGCUUCAGGCUGACAGUGAUUCCCGUCUCCCUGCUCAGCUUGCUGCUCAUCGGUUAUGUAUGGCGACUGUGCAGUCGCUUUGGCCGCGUGCUCAGGUGCGACCAUACGGCUCGCAUGUAACGCGGCUUGUACUUCCGUCAAGCGACGUCGAUCUCGUAAUAUGCUUGCCGAAGGUACGUCGUGAUGCGCCGGCCGACGCAGCUGGCAUGCUCGAGGGUCGAAAUGCGAUCAAGGAGACGUGGCAACAAAAUCUCGCCCGCAAGCUAAAGCAAGAGCCAUGGGUCGUGUCUGACUCGGUGAAAACGCUACCCCAUGCUGCUGUCCCGAUUAUCACGCUCCUCACUGCCCCGCCGUACAACGUGAGGCUCGACAUCUCUUUCGAAGGCCCGGGCCAUAACGGUUUGGCUACCAAUGACGUUGUUCUUGCGCUGCUUCAUGAAUUCCCGCCAUUAGCACCAAUGAUGCUCAUUCUGAAAAGCUUUGCAAUCGAGCGAGGUUUGGCGGUAGCGUAUUCGGGCGGGCUGUCGUCAUACGCGCUGCUGUUGCUCGUGGCGCGUUAUCUACAAGAACACAGCGACACAAUGCCCAAUGGGUUUGCAAACGCUUCACGGGCUGUCCAGCACAGUCUGUCGACAGUACAGGCGGGUGUCGCUGAUUUCGGUCUGAUGCUCAUGGGCUUCUUGGACUUUUACGGCAACCGCUUCGAUCCACGUACAACGGGAAUAAGUGUAGCCUCGCGCUGCUUUCUAAAUCGUGAGAGCAGCUUCAUGGCUGGAACAGGAACCCCAGCAAUGGGUGAUCCUCAUCAAAUUCCACAUCCCUAUCAGCAGAUAUACGCGGCCGACGAUGCCGCCGUGGACGAUCGAACGAGCCAAUAUGGCUAUUGUCAACAUUGGCAAGUACCUGCGCAGCCUCACGUGCAAACGUUUUUACCAAAUUCUGAGGGAGCUCCUGCUCAUGGCUUCCGACGAUACGGUUACCGUUCGUCGCUGGAUCUGCCGGCAUCCCAAGCGUUGGAUGAAAUGGGCACCGCGACAGGGCUUUUAGACUACCAGCAGCUGCAGCAGCAGACGUACGACCCGCACAAAUUUGAUCCGGUCUUUAUCGAAGACCCGUUAUGCCCGACCAACAACGUGGGAAGAAAUUGCUUUCGUAUCAUGCAGAUCCGCCGCGCGUUCUCAGCAGCUCAUCUUGCACUGCUUGCGGCAUCGCGAGACCCUGCGGUGUUUGUAGAUAACCGGAUCGAUUUAGUAGCUGGUGUUGCGCUCCACCCGGACAAUCUUUUGCGCGCCAUCUUGGGCGCUGGUGCCCCUGUGAAAGCAAAGCCUGAUGCUGCAACAUCAGCGACCGUCGGGGUCACAGCGUACAUGGGUGCGGAACAUUCGCACGGGUUUCACUCGAACAAUCGGCAGCAAGUGCACCAGCAACAACAGCAUGCUUACCAUCACCACCACCACCGGCCGCCGCAACAGUCACAUCUUCACCACGUUGGAACUCCACCGCCACGUAGCGUGGGCACGUGCCGUAAUGAGCCAGCAUCGCGAAGGCACAGCGAAAGUGAGAGUGAAAAGCUGACGACGCGUUCGACAACUUCGACAGGUAGUCGUGACGACCGCCCACGGAUAAAACACGUGGGCAGUCCACAACUCACUCCUCAUAGUCACGGUGGCGACAACCCUUCCGAAGUGCAAGUGCGCUUGCUUCGCCACGUCUCUACGGAGCACGGUCAGACACGAAAGCUGUCCUCUUUGCAUCGCCAACACAUUGCCAAGAGGUUCAGUCGCAAGAACAGUGAACGCUCAAUGAGCUUGUCCUUGAGCUUUGCAGACGUUGUACGCGAUGGUGGGGGAACAAAUGGUGUAUGCGUGACCGUGCCAAACACGUCGCGUCCGGCGAUUACCCGACCUUCACGAUUCUCGCGCGACGACAUGGCGCUGGAGGAAAGUAUCACUGAGCGAUGGGAAACCAAAGUCGACUCAAACUCAAGUGAAUUGAAGUCAGCAUGA
This is a messenger RNA of Hyaloperonospora brassicae, 4569 nucleotides long. NCBI's taxonomy places the organism in Eukaryota, Oomycota, Peronosporomycetes, Peronosporales, Peronosporaceae. The record is from the annotation of a GenBank genome assembly.